GAAGCUGGGACGGUUACAGUUUUCAAGUCAAGACUAAAAACGCACUUUUAUAAAAUGAAUAGGGCCCAAUGACUGAAUGUGAACUUACUGGAAACAUGUAUAAUAGGUACAAAGUUAGCUAAUGAGAUCCCCAGCCAGUCAGCUGAGUGCUCAGGGCCUUUGGACACAAACUGCUUCGAACCCUGUAGACUCCGGGAUAUUUUAAACAUGGAAAGUGAACACAGCACCUCCCAGAGUGAAGGAUAUAAAGCUGCACAAUGCUCUGUUUGACAACACACUGCAUCUGUGUGACCUGCUGCAGGGUGCUCUGACUAAGGCUGUUGGAAGACAGGACUCCUUGGCUGGGACAUUCUGAUCUCAUGAGAACAGGAAUGGAAAACACAUCUUACACUGAAACUUUCACACUCACUGGAUUUGGGGACAUGAAUAAAACUAAAUAUGUAUAUUUUCUACUUGCCCUUAUUGGGUACCUCUUGAUAAUCUUUGUAAACGUAGUUCUUGUGUUAGUAAUAUUUCUGGAAAGAAGCCUUCAUGAGCCUAUGUAUAUCUUUCUCUGUAGUUUAUCUGUUAACGCCCUUUAUGGAACUGCUGGUUUCUAUCCUAAACUUCUGGCUGAUCUUCUAUCAGUGACCCAAUUGAUUCCCCGUGCUGGAUGCUUCAUUCAAAUAUUUGUUAUCUAUGGUUAUGCAGCUGUUGAAUUUACCAUUUUGACAGUGAUGGCAUAUGACAGAUAUGUGGCCAUUUGUAAACCUUUACACUAUGCAAAUAUCAUGACAGAUAGAGUUGUUUGUAAAUUACUAUUUGGUGCCUGGCUGUUUCCAUUCUGUGACACGGCCCUUCCUCUUUUGUUUUCUUCAAGACUGCCUUUGUGUGGAAACCAAAUUGAAAGACUGUAUUGUUCCAACUGGUCAGUAGUAAAGCUAUCUUGUGUACCAACUACUCUUAACAAUGUUGUUGGUUUUGUAGUUAGUAUUUGUGCACUUUUUCCACCUCUGUUUUUUAUAUUGUUUUCCUAUGUAAAAAUACUUAUUGUUUGUCAGAAAAGCUCCAAGGAAUUCAGAAGGAAAGCUCUCCAAACAUGUCUCCCACAUUUAACUACACUGAUCAACUAUUCUAUCACCAUGCUUUGUGAAAUAGUUCUUAGCCGUUUAGACUCUACAGCUUUACCCCAAAUUGUUGUUGUCACCUUGUCAUUAGAGUUUCUAAUAAUUCCUCCGCUUUUGAACCCACUCAUGUAUGGUCUUAACCUGCCAGAGGUACGUAAAAGGGUUAGAAAUAUGCUCCAAAGAAAGCAGAUUAGAGCACUAUGUAACAUUCCACACAUGUUUUAUUUUAACUAUGCAUGAUUCUUGAGUCAGGACAACUGACCUGUGUAAGGAAGCUAGGGCUUAAGCUCAGUUUAAUUUGACCCAGAAAUCAUUCUUAUAUCAAACUGGGGCUGCUGCUUCAUUCCAUCUGCAGUCUACAUUUCAAUCCAAUAUGCAAUUGGAAGUUACAGGUUAUAAUAACAAAUAGGCUAACAGAUUAAAAUCCCUUUAUAUUCACUUUCAGUGCAUGUACCAAAUAAUGACAGGUAUGUUAUAAUUACACAUGUUGUGUUUGAAUAAAGUCACAGCUGAGACAGAAAAUAGACAGAAACAGAUGUCCAGUGUAUGUAACAUUCACUAUGUGCUACGGGGAUUUCCAUCUGAUAUCACAGAAUGAGGGAAAUAAAAACUGCAUUGUAUUCUGUUACCUGAAGGACCCUAUA
Molecule: messenger RNA, 1750 nt
Organism: Acipenser ruthenus (sterlet)
Lineage: Eukaryota; Metazoa; Chordata; Actinopteri; Acipenseriformes; Acipenseridae
Product: olfactory receptor 6N1-like
Exons: 2
Coding region: 360-1346 (328 amino acids)
Biological process (GO): G protein-coupled receptor signaling pathway
Cellular component (GO): membrane
Molecular function (GO): G protein-coupled receptor activity; olfactory receptor activity
Source: RefSeq, a predicted model, not a curated record